Messenger RNA from Larimichthys crocea (large yellow croaker), 4075 nucleotides. RefSeq names its product NMDA receptor synaptonuclear signaling and neuronal migration factor b (gene nsmfb). NCBI's taxonomy places the organism in Eukaryota, Metazoa, Chordata, Actinopteri, Sciaenidae. The coding region runs from base 276 to 2132 and encodes 618 amino acids. The record is from RefSeq and is a predicted model, not a curated record. The transcript is spliced from 16 exons. Gene Ontology annotation, biological process: regulation of neuronal synaptic plasticity; regulation of neuron migration.
CAGAGGAGAGGAGAGCGCAGCGCAUCUCACCCCGGUCCUCCUCAAGCAGCUUCAGGCUUCUGCGCUCCACGCUCAGCCUGAUUUAUUUUUUCUGGAGCAUUCACUUUUAUCCAAAGAAACGACCAUGAUAAAUAUGAAAUAAUAAUAUUCGUCACUUGUUGGAUACGGAUGGUUUUUAUUUCCCGGCGUGGCGUUUUUCUCUUUUGUUUGUUUCCCUCGUCGAUCAGUGUGUGGAAUGGUCUGCGUUUUCUCUCCUGGGUCGUUUCCACUUCAGCAUGGGAACUGCGGUGUCCAAAAGGAAGAAUCUGAGGAGUGAUGCCAUAUCGUCCGUGGCCGCUAAAGUUCGAGCAGCCAGAGCAUUUGGAGAAUACCUGUCCAACACCAAUCCAGAGAACCGCAACGGUGCAGAUCAUCUGUUGUCUGACAGCUUCCCAGGCCAGAACUGUGACUCUCCAGACGUCAGCCGCUUGCAUAACAACAAUCUGCCACCACAGAGCCGCUGUUUGUCUAUAGCUAAACCCAACCAGUCCACCCCCUCCAAUCCUAGUGCUCAUCCACAGCCUCAGGUCAGCACCCUCCAGGCUCAAGCACCUUUGGGCCCCUCCAAACGUCGACUCUCUGUUGAGCGCAGCCUUUCCGCAGAGGAGCCACCGGGUGCCAGAGGCCCAGAGGGGAGCGUGGUGGUGAAGCCGGCCAAGGUGUACACAAUCACCAAGGAAGGAGGGAUGACCCUGGGAGGCCGUGGCAGCGAGGAGAGCCUCGAGCUGGAGGUGCUGAAGGGUUCAAGAGAGCAGUCUCUUUCCCAGGGCUCUGUCAACCAGAACCCGUCCUGCACCAGCCAGCCAUUUGCCACAGCCGCCUGCAGUAGCAAUCACCGUAGUAGCCAUCACCGCAGCAAUCAUCACCAUGUCCACCAGCAUCACGGAGGCCCGCCAUCCUCAUCGCAACCACUGCAGAGCUCAGGGAGUGCCAGCAACAUCCGUGACUGGGGGAUGAGGAGAGGGGGGUCGCGGGACGACUACACCCCAGACUGCGUGGCCUGUAUUCGGGCUCCGUGCCAAAGUCAGCGCUCUCUGGACCUGGACACAUCACCACGAGAUGGAGGGAAGCACCGCAAGAAACUGGAGAGGAUGUACAGCGAAGACAAAGCAUCUACUGAUGACAGGGAGGACAAUCCUAAUAGCUGGUUCCCCAAAGAGAAUAUGUUCAGCUUUCAGACAGCCACCACCACCAUGCAGGCAAUAUCGGCUUUCCGAGGCAUUGCUGAGAGAAAGAGGCGGAAAAGAGAGCAGGAAGCUGCCACCAUGAUGGAGAGAAAUUUCCGCAAACACCUUAGGAUGGUGGGCAGCCGCAGGAUGAAGGUCCAGACCUUUGCCGAUCGCCGAGCCAAGAGUUUCAGCCGCUCGUGGAGUGACCCCACCCCCGUCAAGCCUGAUUCACUGCAUGACUCCAGAGACAGUGGCGAGAUUCAGACCUCCUCAGGGACACUAGAUGAAGGGCUGGAUGAGGAUGGCGACUGGGAGGAGGAGAGGGAGAUAGAAAGAGUGGCCUGUGAAGGAGACGACUUCAUCCCGCCUAAAAUCAUGCUAAUAUCCUCCAAGGUCCCAAAGGCUGAAUAUGUUCCCAACAUCAUUCGUAGGGACGACCCCUCCAUCAUCCCCAUUCUUUAUGACCAUGAACACGCCACGUUUGAUGACAUCCUUGAGGAAAUCGAGAAGAAGCUGACUGCCUACAGAAAAGGCUGCAAAAUCUGGAACAUGCUCAUUUUCUGCCAGGGAGGUCCAGGACAUCUGUACUUGCUGAAAAAUAAAGUCGCCACCUUCGCAAAGGUGGAAAAGGAGGAAGACAUGAUCCAAUUCUGGCGGCGGCUCAGCAGGUUGAUGAGUAAGCUGAACCCCGAGCCUAACCUUAUCCACAUCAUGGGCUGCUAUGUGCUGGGGAGCGCUAAUGGAGAAAAGCUGAUUCAGACGCUGAAGAGGCUCAUGAGACCCUCCUCAGUUGAAUUCAAGUCCCCGCUAGAGCUGUCUGCACAGGGCAAAGAGAUGAUCGAGAUGUACUUUGACUUCCGUCUGUUCCGCCUGUGGAAAAGCCGUCAGCACUCGAAGUUGCUGGACUAUGAUGAUCUCUUGUGAUUUCGCCCGCCUUCUGUUGGCUUGUUGGUCGAUUAUCGCAAGUCUGAGCCUACUGUACGGUGACAGAGCAUUUGGUUGAAGGGCUCCUGAAAUGCUCCUCGACCGGCUCUGCGGCUGGCACUGGAGAAGCAGCGCAUUUGGGUCGUUUUUUUCCCCCUUCUGACGAGACAGGGUGGCCCUGUAGAUUCAGCCAGCAGUGUACUUUUUCUCCCUUGUCCAUUUUCACUUUCUGCCUAUCUCUCUGAAAAGAGACGGAAAAGAGAGGGACAAGAAAAAGGAGGAGAAGCGAGGGACUCAUCAUCCUAGCCUAAAUAUGUCAGAAGACGCUAACUAGAGUUAGAUUCCUGAGUUCAGUGAGGAUGUUAGAUAAAAGAGUGACAGCAAGGAACAGAAAUAACUCUUCCUUAUCUAAGGUGACAGAUUUUAUUUUACUUUUGCCUUUAGCCAACCAAUCUGCUCUUUUAAGAUGGAGGCUUAUAAGGAUGGAAAUAUUUUCUUUGUGUAGUGUGGAAAUUAUUCAGGAUUAGAGCUCAUAUGUAAAGUGUUUACUGGAACAUUAGAUAAUAGAUUUCCAGCAUCUUUCUCCAUGCUAUCAUGUGAAAAUCUAGAUAUUUAAUUAGUCUAAAAAUUAUAGUUGUCUAUUUAACAUAGUUUUUUUAAACUUCAAAUAAGUGUGUUAGUAUUUCGUACGGACUGUUGUAUUAACUCAGGUUAAAUCCCUUGUUUGAUACUAAGAUAUGUGUUUAAACUCCGUCGGCAACAUACUGUAGAUCAGAAUCCAAGGCCUUCAUACUCCACACAGUCUCCUUCUGGGGAACGUUAUGACCGUCAGGGAUGUCAUAUCUUAAUGUGUGUGUGAAGAGCGGAGGUUUUCUACAUUCUCAUUGUCUUUCAAGUCAACUGACAGAUGUAUCCAUGCAUGUUUCAUAACAUCAACAGCAUUACAACACUAGCUAUUUCUAGAGCGGUUGGUUCGCAGGUGCUGAUCCUUUUUAGUGUUUGUACUGCAUGUGUGUGUCCAUAGCUUACUUGCAUUUUGUCACUCUGUGAAGUGGUUGUAGGUGGAAACACCAGACUUUUUACACCAUGGCAGUGAUUUUAUAUGGAGUAGACAAAACUACAUACUGAGAACAUACAUGUUGUAUAUUUCAUUUACUUCAACACUUCAUUUACUCACAUUGUUUUGGAGCAAAUUAGAUUUUCCUAUUUAAGACUUAACUUGAAUCACUCAAAGUAGCAAUGGAGUGGUAGAGAUGAUACUUUGCUUUUGAGUUUUUUGUUUUAAUCACCUCACCACCAAUUUAUUGUUUCUGUGUUGAUACACUCUAAGUAACAGUGCACAAUAUCAAGGUCUGUGUCUCAAAACAUCGUCUCUAAGUAAAUUAAUAUUCAUUUGAAAACAUCUUAGUCUAUAAGAUGUUGCCAGAAGCAUUGAAAUGAGUGAUGAAUUAUGUAUGUUUUGUGUUAAAAUUAGGAACUUAAAGCAAUUCAGUAUUGCACUUCCAUCAUGUUGGGGGACUUAUAGGAGACAGAUCAGAAAAAGAAUUGUCAACAUUUGUGGAUCAAGAUAUCCUGCCUCUUAAUCUCUACUAUAAACUCCAAAACACUGGAUCUUACAUUUACCAUAAUGCAAUUGGAUAAUGUAUUUUUAUGAUUAGCCUCCAUGGCUGGUAAAUGUCUCUUAAACUUCAAAUCCCAACUUUUGUAACGCAGACUUUGUGUUAGCUUGUGUUGUCUUAGCUCAGAAACCUUGAUGACAUCAUCAGGGGUAUUUUCUCAAUCUCUGAAGUGAACUGAUCUAUGUGUACUAAAAAAUUGAAAGCUUCCCCAGGCAGGUGUCAUUAAAGGUUUUACAUACUGUCCUCCAUUAUAUCACACAUUUUACAACAGAUGCCAGUAUUAGUGUACUCUGCUGCAUUUUUAUUAUUGACUGGUAUUCAUUA